Messenger RNA from Brassica oleracea var. oleracea, 1286 nucleotides. Its product is annotated as transcription factor MYB108-like. Gene Ontology annotation, biological process: regulation of DNA-templated transcription. Bases 97 to 1053 code for a protein of 318 amino acids. The record is from RefSeq and is a predicted model, not a curated record. The transcript has 3 exons. Gene Ontology annotation, molecular function: DNA-binding transcription factor activity; sequence-specific DNA binding. NCBI's taxonomy places the organism in Eukaryota, Viridiplantae, Streptophyta, Magnoliopsida, Brassicales, Brassicaceae. Gene Ontology annotation, cellular component: nucleus.
UCCCUGUGCACACAAACAACAUCCAUUCUCUCUCUACACAACUUCAACAAAAAGUAGUGUCUUUUCUCUUAAUCUCUCUUUGUUUCAACUUUCAAUAUGGAUGACAAAAGAAGCUUAAUGAUGAACAAGAACAUUGGAGAUUUCGAGAAUAACGUGGAUGAAGAAAUGGACCUAAGAAGAGGUCCAUGGACAGUUGAGGAAGAUUUCAAGCUCAUCAAUUACAUUUCCACUCAUGGUGAAGGCCGAUGGAACUCUCUCUCUCGUUGCGCCGGACUCAAACGGACCGGAAAAAGCUGCAGACUACGGUGGUUAAACUAUCUCCGACCAGACGUCCGCCGUGGAAACAUAACCCUUGAAGAACAACUCUUAAUUCUUGAACUUCACUCCCGUUGGGGCAAUAGAUGGUCUAAGAUUGCACAAUAUUUACCAGGAAGAACAGAUAACGAGAUCAAAAACUACUGGAGAACACGUGUGCAAAAGCAUGCAAAACAACUUAAAUGCGACGUGAACAGUCAACAAUUUAAAGACACCAUGAGGUAUCUUUGGAUGCCUCGUCUCGUAGAGCGGAUCCAAGCCUCCGCUUCAACCUCCACCGGUUCUGCUACAACGUCGUCUUGCGUCACCACCCCUUCAGAUCAGUUCUUGAUGACGUCGUACGAUGCCGGACUCAAUAGCAAUAACAAUACCAACAUGGACCACUUGAGUUUCAUGAGCAACCCUAAUGGUUAUGUCACGCAGGAAACUUCAAGCGUGUCAGUAUCCCCGACGUCCGGUUUAACCGAGUAUCACAUCGGUAGUGAAGUGGAAAAGGUUGAGAACAACCAGGAUCAGAGUUUGGUGGGUCCACAAAUCAUGUCGCCGCCGGAGAAUUAUUUGGAUGUUAACUGUGGAUUAUUAAGCGAAGAUUUAACGCAGAGUUAUCAUAAUUGGUUUGAAAAUGAUAAUGGAAUGAUACCUCCUUAUUCGGACAGUGUUUGGAACAUAGGGAGUGAUGAAGACUUUUGGCUCUUAUUACAGCAACAACAGCAGCUCGUCAACAAUGGAAGCUUCUGAAUAGACAAGAAAUUAUUUCUAAACAAGAAAAUAAGAAAGAAAAGAAUAGUAAAGUGGAUUAAUCAGUGUGUAAAAGGAAUUUGUAUUUGAAAAGGAGGGUUUCUUAAAUAUUAGCAAUUUUAAAUAUAUUGGGGGUAAUUAGGAGUUUGUUAUUUUUGGGUCAAUUUGAUUGGUUUGUGUUCCUUUGGGAUUUGAUACUAUUUUUAUGCCAAUAAUUUACAAAACAAUUUGGA